Molecule: messenger RNA, 1514 nt
Organism: Helianthus annuus (common sunflower)
Lineage: Eukaryota; Viridiplantae; Streptophyta; Magnoliopsida; Asterales; Asteraceae
Product: protein JINGUBANG-like
Exons: 1
Coding region: 27-1370 (447 amino acids)
Molecular function (GO): protein binding
Source: RefSeq, a predicted model, not a curated record
ACACCAACGACCAUAACCCGAAAGAAAUGGUGGACGAGUUAUCCUUUCGCCUAAGAGACAUGUCCGACAUCAACGUUCCUCAAUUAGACGACGACAUAGAUUCCCCAACCGAGGACGACGCCCCUCAAAGAGAUUUAUUCACAUCCCGAAUGUUAUUCGGACCAUUAGGCGCCUCCACCUCGACUCAAAUGUCUCCAUUAACCAGGUCUCCAUGGGCCUCCUACGUGGAACGCUCAGCAACCGAUUCCUCGGAUGCAAACACAAGUUACACCGGUUUAGUAGCCUCCCUUGUCCGCGAAGAGGGGAACAUAUAUUCUCUAGCAGCUAAGGGCGAUAUGUUGUAUACCGGAUCCGACAGCAAGAACAUCCGUGUGUGGAAGAACCAUAAGGAGUUUUCUUGGUUUAAAUCGAACAGCGGGCUUGUUAAAGCCAUUGUGAUAGCCGGUGAAAAAAUAUUCACCGGCCAUCAAGACGGGAAAAUUAGGGUUUGGAAGGUGUCCAUGAAGAACCCGAGUGUCCACAAACGGGUGGGGACGUUACCCGCUUUUACAUCCGUUGUAGAAAAAUCGAUGAAGCCGAAAAACUAUAAGGAAGUUAGAGGAAGUCAUAAGAACAUAUGGAUCAAGCAUUUCGACGCGAUUUCGAGCUUAAGUUUUAGUGAGGAUCAGUCACUUCUUUAUUCGGGUUCAUGGGACACGACCGUUAAGGUAUGGAGCGUGUCGGAUUUUAAAUGUUUGGAGUCCAUCGCGGCUCAUGAAGACGCGAUUAACUCGGUUGUGGCCGGUUUGGACGGUUUGGUCUUCUCCGGGUCCGCGGAUGGGACCGUGAAGGCGUGGAGGAGAGAGUAUGAAGGGAAGAGAACGAAACAUUUUUUUAUAGAUAACAUGUUGAAGCAAGAAUGCGCGGUGACGUCUUUGAUUAUUAACAAGGCGGGUACGGUGGUUUACUGCGGUUCGUCGGACGGAUUUUUGUACUUUUGGGAGCGUGAAAAGUUGUUAUCGCGGGCCGGGAGUUUGAAAGGACAUAAAAUGGCGGUUUUGUGUUUGGCGGCUGCAGGGGAUCUGGUUUUUAGUGGUUCAGUAGAUACGAAUAUUUGUGUGUGGAGGAGAGAGAAAGGGGGCGAGCAUAAGUGUUUGUGUGUGUUGAGUGGGCAUACGGGGCCGGUGAAGUGUUUAGCGGUGGAGGAUGAGCGGGGUAUGGGGUCGGUGUGUCGGUGUCGGUGGACGGUGUAUAGCGGGAGUUUGGAUAAGUCGGUGAAGAUAUGGAGUGUGAGUACGGAAACCGCGGAAGGUGAGAGGCCGCAACAACCGAGUGGCUCGUCGCGGGCGAAAAGCUCAUCGGGGCAAAUCUUUUCACGCAUGCGAGAGUGAGUUGAUGUAAUGCAAAAGAAUUCAUGUUUUUCUCAAUAGUUUCGAAAUUGAUACGAUAUGAUCAUUGAAGUCCAAAUUCUUGUAAAUAUAAUAUUUUCUGUUUAGCAUUAGUCAGGGUGUCAUGACAUCAAAACAUGAUUCAAG